Molecule: messenger RNA, 1586 nt
Organism: Chroicocephalus ridibundus (black-headed gull)
Lineage: Eukaryota; Metazoa; Chordata; Aves; Charadriiformes; Laridae
Gene: STBD1
Product: starch binding domain 1
Exons: 2
Coding region: 65-1111 (348 amino acids)
Cellular component (GO): membrane
Molecular function (GO): glycogen binding; starch binding
Source: RefSeq, a predicted model, not a curated record
UGGUGGCGGCGGCGGGGAGGGGGAAGGACGGGGACGGCGGUGGCUCUGCUGCCAGCGCUCGGCCAUGGCCCGCGACCGCGGCCCUCCCGUGCUGCGGCAGCCCGCCGCCCCGCCGCGCUUCCCGCCGGCCGCCGCCGCCUCCCUCCCCGCCGAGGCCCGCGGCUGGGGCUGGCUGUGGCCGGGGCUGUGGCCGGCGCUGGUGGUGGGGCUGCUGGCCGCCCUGGUCGCCUGGCUGUGGUACGGUGACGGGCGAGGCGAGGAGGGAGGCGGCGAGGGGUCCCCGCAGGCGAGGGGCGAAGCGGCGGCGGCCACAGAGGCGACCGGCGAGCAAGCGCUGCUGGAGACCAAGGCUGCUGCCGUGGCCAGCCCUCGGAAGGCAGGAGAGGAUCUGGCGGCUGUUCCAAGGAAAGAGCUUAACCAUGUUUCAAGCAGCCGAGACUCAGACAAACCUCUGGAGAUGGAGCAGCUGCUCCCGAAGCAGGGUGCCACCGACACCAGGGAGCAUCCAGCCGAUGGGCACGGCAGCCAGGCAGGCAAGUUGAGAGGCCCGAUGGGACAGGCAAGUGAUGGAUGGUGCGUGAUGAACUUGGCAGGAGCCUCUGAUGGUGUUUGUAAGGGCAGAAGCGAGGAGCAGCCGGGUCAGCCAGCUGAGAGCAUGGACCAUGAAGAAUGGGAAGUUCUUUCGGAGCACCUGGCCUGGGAGGAGGCUGGCAAGAACGGCAGCAUGGAAGACCCCGACAGCAAGGAAUGGGAACAAGGAGACUGCCCCGAUGGGGACUCGAGAGCAAAGAGAGUUGCGGCUGUGCCCCCCAUGUUUCAAAAUAUCCACGUGACUUUCCGCGUACACUACAUCACCCACUCUGACGCUCAGCUGAUUGGUGUUACUGGUGACCACGAGUGUCUUGGCCAGUGGCACAGCUACGUUCCCCUCAAGUACGACAAGGAUGGCUUCUGGUCCGAAUCCAUUAGUUUGCCAGUAGACACCAAAGUGGAGUGGAAAUUUAUCUUGGUGGAGAACGGGAAGGUCAGACGUUGGGAAGAAUGCGGUAAUAGGACCCUGGUGACUGAACACGAAGAUAAAAUUGUUCAUCGGUGGUGGGGACACCAUUAAUGGGAUUUUGGAAGCCGCUUAUCUGAUGGCAAACCUGCUUAAUCACAGAGCCCCUAAACUUUACCCCUUCUUCGGCAGGAGACCUCCUCAAACGCAGGGCUCUCCAAAUUCCUUGUCAAACCUGGUGAAACUGCGUGCGCAGCAGAUCUCUGCCAUGCCCUUCAGGAAAUCAUUUGGCCACCUGAAAAAUGAACUUCAAACGUGUUCUGAAGGUGUGCAAGGUAGGCUAUGAAGGCACGAGCAGCAUUCCAAACAGCUGCCUGUCCGGGGAGAUCUGGACCCUGGACGUGAGUUUGCGUUGCUUUGAGUGGGGCUAGGGGAUGCAUCUUUGUACCGACUGCUUAGGGCUUUUGAAGCACGCUAGGAAGUGUGGUUACCUACACUGUAGUAGCAACUUAAGUGUUCUAACUUAUGUAUUAAUAAACAAUAAACACUUUCAGACUGACAGUCCGUUACAACUUGACCAGCAAACUGA